UUUCAGGCCUUGGCACUCACAUGCAUAUGACCCCCUCCGUCCGGAAAUACUUGUCAUCAAAAUGGAUAAAAGGGGAUGUAUCUAGAAGUAUUUUAGUUUUAGAUACAUCUCUUUUUAUCAAUUUUGAUGACAAGUAUUUUCGAACGGAGGGAGUACUUGACACCUACAUAAAGUUGUUGUGAGAUUGAUUUAACCUAAUUUCUUUGUAUUUUCAUCACAAAUUAUUUAUGUUUGUUCGCAUGGACAAACUGACACUGAUUUGGAAAAUUGGUACAACUUUGUACUGAAGUUGUACUAAAUCAGCAACAAGUAAUAUGGAUCGGAUCGGAGAGAGUACUGGUAUUUGCUAACUUACCAGUCACCACACUGUGUCAUAGAUUAUGACAUCUUGUCAUGCAUGGCGCGCCUCUUCUGUUUCCAUGCUGGCCUUCAUGUGUAGCUAGCUAUUGUACUUGCCGAAAGUGGCUUUGUUAGGGAAUUCUUGGUCUGCUAACAGGGACGAUUAACCUGAUCAACAGUGUUUCGUGGGUAAAGGUUUUUUAUUCCUUAUCACUGUUAGGGUAUGUUUGGUCAUCUAGCUUAUAGGUAGGCUUUGCUCCGCCAACAUAAUUCAAGAGAUUUUUUCCAAAGUCUGCAAAUUUUCAAAUUUGUACAGAUCUAACAUGUAAAUGACAACGGCUCUUCACCGCAAAAAAAUAAAUGAAACUAACAGGCUCCAACCUCAAACCACGCGUGCUUGGCGUAGUAGUUGUGUAGACAGCUCUCAAUUUUUCACACCGUUGUGUUCUGCGUUAAUUCAUGUUUCCUCUGUGUGUAUGCAUGCGUAACGUCUGUUGCAGGGCAUAUGAUGAGUGGGUCCUAAGAUGGAACUGUAGUUUUGGUGUCAGCAAUUAAACAGUGAUAAUAGGGCAGCUGCAAUAUUCGGCCAUUUCAUAUCAGGUCGACAAGCGAGUGGACGAGGAUCCACAGAAGGCGGCAUUAUUGUGAAUCACCAUGGAAGAUGGUAUGGUGGGAAAGUUCUACGACAGGCAAAGAAGAAUCUCCUUGAAUUCCUUUUUGCAGCUGAGAAACCUCCUGUGGGCUACGUCCAAGCAUGAUGUCUACGUGACACAGAACUAUUCUGUGAUGCAUUGGUCAUCCCUACUCCGGAGAGGAAAAGAAGUGCUCAAUGUGGCAGGCCCAAAUCAGGAUAUGCGGGGAGGUCGGCCCUUGUCAAGGGUGCAGAUCAGCACCAUGACGGUAAAAGACAACCUCCUGGCGGCUGGUGGUUUCCAUGGGGAGUUGAUCUGCAAGUAUGUCGAUCAACCUGGAGUGGCGUUCUGUACGAACCUGGCCGGCAACAAGAAGUCCAUCACCAACGCCGUCGAGAUCUACGAAUCACCUAACGGCUCCACCCGGGUGGUGGCUGCCAACAACGACUGCGUUGUUAGAACUUUUGACACGGAGAAGUACAGCCUGCUCACCCAGUUCCCCUUUGCGUGGUCCGUCAACAACAUGUCCGUCAGCCCCGACGGGAAGCUGCUCGCGGUGGUCGGCGACAGCUCCGACUGCCUCAUCGCCGAUUCAGGGUCCGGCAAGGAAAUCGCGAGCCUGCGCGGCCACGCGGAUUACUCGUUCGCGUCGGCGUGGCACCCGGACGGGCGCGUGCUGGCCACGGGCAACCAGGACAGGACGUGCCGGCUGUGGGACGUGCGCAACCCGUCCGAGGCGUUCGCGGUGCUGGAGGGGAGGAUCGGCGCCGUCAGGGGGCUCAGGUUCUCGCCGGACGGCCGCUUCCUGGCCGCGGCGGAGCCGGCGGACUUCGUCUGCGUCUACGACGUGGCGGCGGGGUACGCACGCGCGCAGGAGAUCGAUCUGUUCGGGGAGAUCGCCGGCGUGUCCUUCAGCCCCGACGACGGCGCGGAGGCGCUGUUCGUGGGCGUCGCCGACCGUACGUACGGCAGUCUGCUCGAGUUCCGCAGGCGACACCGUCACGCCUACCUCGACUGCUACCUGUGAAGUGUACGGCGUAUUUCGCGUGCCAAUCUUGUACUACUGCUACUUUUUUUGUACUGCUACUACUUGAGAGUAGGGCUAGAGCAAAGUGCGUCCCGUGUUUCGACAUUUUUCUGCGUCGAAAUGGCAGGUGACUGUAUAUGUUUGACGGGGUUCGCAUCCGCAAACCUCUUUUUACCUGGACGGUCCACCUCUCAUAUAGCACUGUAUUUCCAUAA
Aegilops tauschii subsp. strangulata is the source of this 2213-nucleotide messenger RNA. RefSeq lists its product as uncharacterized. Lineage: Eukaryota; Viridiplantae; Streptophyta; Magnoliopsida; Poales; Poaceae. The record is from RefSeq and is a predicted model, not a curated record. Gene Ontology annotation, molecular function: protein binding.